AAUUAUUUAAAAGAUUUGAAAGAGUUACUGUGACUAUAGUUUCCAGAAAGCUUAUUUAUAAAAAUGCAUAUUUAAAAAUAGAGUUUAAUUAUAAAUUUGAUGAGGUUUCCCAACUAAAAUUCUUCAUAGCAAUCAUGAUGACCAAUACGAGCGAAAAUUAUCGUAAAACAGACGAUUUGGAGAGUUCUCAAAGUUCCAAUAUGGAGGGUGAUAUUCUGACAGAAGGCCAGUCUAGCGGUUAUACUAGUGUGGACAGAGAUUACACAACUGAAAUAUUCAAAAUUGAGAUCGGUAAUUUGCCAAAAUGUUACUCAGUUUGUCAUUUGAAGAAAUUCCUUAUAAAGUUGAAACUUCAACCAAAGAAAGUCAGAAUGGUGCCACAAAGAAAUUUUGCCUUUGUCACCUUCAAGUGUGAGGAAGAUCGUGAGCUAGCAUUGAAGACAUUACAAAAUUAUGAAUGGAGAAACAAAAUUUUAACUGCUAAGGUUGCAAAAGCAAAAGAGGAUCCUUUUGAAAAGAAGAAACUUCAAGAUCAUACUGAAACGAAAGAUUCAAAUGAGAAUCAAGACGGAAUGCAAACAGAUGCUGGUGAUAUGAAAGGGAUUAGAGAUGUUGUUACACCACUUUGGAAUAUGUGCUAUGAAGAGCAGCAAAAAAUGAAAUAUGAUGUUAUGUCCCAAGUUUUAAAGAAGAUAACUAAAGAAUUAAAUGCUGCAAAUGUGGGUCACUGGGUUAGACAAAACAGAUCUCAAUAUGAUGGCAUGUGUUGUCCGCUUGAAAAAUUGUUGCCUUCGCCGGUGUACGAAGAUUAUCGUAAUAAAUGCGAGUUCACAAUUGGUCCAGGAAUAGCAGAGAGUGGCAAAACGAUUGGAUUUCGGUUGGCAGCAUAUAAAGAGGGAAGUUCUGCUGUUGCUGAACCAACAGAAUGUUCUCAUAUCCCACAGGGUAUGAAAGACAUAGCGCAAGAACUUCAAAAUUAUAUCAGAGAAUCGCCAUUGGAUGUUUUUGAUCCAAGUAAAAACAAGGGGUUUUGGAAGCAGUUAACAGUUAGAGUGAACCUUAACGGAGAUAUCAUGUGUAUUAUUCAGAUAUCACCCGACCAUGAUAUGACCGAGAAUGAAAUCGAGUCUGAAAUUGAGAAAUUAACAAAAUAUUUUCGUGAUCAAAAUAUAAUCAAGUUGACUUCUAUGCAUGUCGAAAUUGCCUCUGCGAGAAAAACAGAUGGCACUAGUGGAAAUAUUUUGAAACAUGUUUUAGGAGAACAGUACAUAUAUGAGAAGUUAUGUGACCUGACUUUCCGUAUCUCUCCUCACGCGUUUUUCCAAGUGAACACAAAAUCUGCCGAGAUCCUUUACAAAGCCAUUCAAGACUGGAGCAACGUGUCAUCUGAUACAGUGAUUUUAGAUGUUUGUUGCGGUACAGGAACUAUUGGUUUAUCUAUGGCAAAGAAUGCAAAGCAAGUCAUUGGGAUCGAAUUAUGCCAAGAGGCAGUCGAAGAUGCAAAAUUUAACGCUCAGUUAAAUGGGAUCAGUAACGUGGAAUAUCAUUGUGGUAAAGCUGAAGACGUAAUUGUCAAGACAACGAUCGCUUUGGAUGAAGAAGAUUCUGAAGUGAUUGCAAUACUUGAUCCACCCCGAGCUGGCUGUCAUGGUAAAGUUCUUCAGGCGGUCCGUCGCUGUUCCAGAAUUCAGAAGCUAGUCUACGUGUCAUGUAGUCCAAGUUCUGUUAUAAAGGAUUUCAUAUCGUUGUGCCGUCCGAUGUCGAAGCGGACAAAAGGUGAUCCAUUUCAGAUUGUCAAAGCUUUACCAAUUGAUCUGUUUCCCCAGACGCGAUAUUGUGAACUCAUCGUGCUUUUAGAACGAACCAAGUAAAAAAAAGCUGCUAAAUUAAAAUGAAUGUUUGUAAAUAGUAAAAUUAUCGUUGUUGUGUAAAACGAAGAUUGUUUAUUUAUUGUGUAUAUUAAAUGAUAACAAUGCAAAAAAAGAA
Dendronephthya gigantea is the source of this 1986-nucleotide messenger RNA. RefSeq names its product tRNA (uracil-5-)-methyltransferase homolog A-like. Gene Ontology annotation, molecular function: RNA methyltransferase activity; RNA binding. Gene Ontology annotation, biological process: RNA processing. NCBI's taxonomy places the organism in Eukaryota, Metazoa, Cnidaria, Anthozoa, Malacalcyonacea, Nephtheidae. The transcript is spliced from 24 exons. The coding region runs from base 135 to 1871 and encodes 578 amino acids. The record is from RefSeq and is a predicted model, not a curated record.